AUCGAUAAAUCCGCGGAUAAUACCACCCACUGUAAGGCCGGCUGUAAAUGUUUAAAAAAAUUAAUUAUUAGUUCGAUUUGGGAGAGAUCCAUUCGCAACAAGAUACUCGCCUUUGGUCGCCAGGUCUUUGUGUUUCCAUGAAGCUCCUAAAACCCGCAUGGGUCCAUCACGAUGCAAAGCAAAUAUUCUCGGUAGACAUCCAUCAGGACUGUACAAAGUUCGCCACCGGCGGGCAGGGCAACGAUUGCGGUCGUGUCGUUAUCUGGAAUCUUCAGCCGGUGCUCAGCGAGAAGGAUGAGUUCGAUGAGGCAAUACCGAAGAUGCUGUGCCAGAUGGACCAGCACCUGGCGUGCGUCAACUGUGUGCGAUGGUCACAGAACGGCGUGUACCUGGCCUCGGGCUCCGACGAUAAGCUGAUUAUGAUCUGGCGCAAAAUAACCGGAUCCAGCGGUGUCUUUGGCACCGGGGGCAUGCAGAAGAAUCACGAGUCGUGGCGGUGCUUUCACACGCUGCGUGGGCAUGCUGGCGACGUCCUGGACCUGGCCUGGUCCCCCAAUGACAUCUAUUUGGCCAGCUGCAGCAUCGACAAUACUGUCAUCAUUUGGGAUGCCCAGGCGUUCCCCUCGAUGGUGACCACGCUGAAGGGGCACACGGGUCUGGUAAAGGGUGUGUCCUGGGAUCCGGUUGGAAGGUUUCUCGCCUCGCAGUCCGACGAUCACAGCAUCAAAAUGUGGAACACCAUGGACUGGACGCUAUCCGAGACCAUCACAGAGCCGUUCGAGGAGUGCGGCGGCACGACGCAUAUUCUGCGGCUUUCCUGGUCGCCGGAUGGCCAAUAUCUGGUCUCGGCCCAUGCCAUGAAUGGUGGCGUACCCACCGCACAGAUCAUCGAGCGCGAGGGCUGGCGGUGUGACAAGGAUUUUGUGGGCCACCGCAAGGCCGUUACUUGUACGCGCUUCCACAACUCUGUGCUGAUCCGCCCGAUGCCCGACGGCCUCAAGCAGCGGCAGUACUGCUGCCUGGCCGUCGGCUCCAGGGAUCGCUCGCUCUCCGUUUGGAUGACGGCUCUGCAGCGGCCGCUGGUUCUCAUCCACGAACUGUUCGAGGACAGCAUUCUGGACCUAUCCUGGGGCCCCGACCAGCGUCUGCUGAUGGCCUGCAGCGGUGACGGUACGGUGGCAUGCCUGCAGUUUACCGACGAGGAGCUCGGCCAACGGCUCUCCCAGGAGAUGAUGGAUGCGCUGUUCAUGAAGGAGUAUGGGGAAUUGUAUGGCGCCGGUUUGGGCUUUGGCAACAAGACGACGGUGGAGCCAGCCGAUCAGAGCUGUCCAUACCAAUCAGAGUCGUCGGCCCUGCGUACGUCGUCGCUGCACUUUCCCCUGCCCAAUGCCGCCCUGGAGCGACGCACGGCCUCCAACGCCCAGCGACCCAUCAGCCAACAGACCGAGACACGGACAAAGGAUGGCAAACGUAGGAUUACGCCCAUGUUUAUACCGCUCAACGAGGAGGAGCGUGCGCCAACGAUCUCCUCCUGCAGUGGAGUGCCCACAGCAGCAGUGGCAGCAGCGAUAGAGGGUUCGCAUGCCACUACCCCCACGGAGUGUGCCGUUACGCCACGAAUGCCCGAGCCACUUGUGUCGGCGGCACGCAAAAACCAGCAGUCUCAUCGCCGCCAGACGACGGCCUUUGAUCCUAGCCAACAGGCGGACUUUUCACGCAGACCCAAGACCCCCGACGAGCAUCAGGGGACAACGAUGGGUCCGAAACUCAAUAUCACGGCCACGGCCAAGAGUGAGUUCGUAAAGACGGCCCUCGAUUACAGGCUGCUCGUACAGAAUGGUCACCUGAAGACGAGUCACGGAAUGCUGGCCAAGGUGACGGCCAGCAUCGAUAGCGAGUUCCUCUGGGAGUUCUAUGUGGGUUCGCCCGUGGUGAAUGUGAAUCUCUGUGCCAAGUAUUGCAUGCUCUGCUCCCUGGACGGCAGCAUGCGGCUGAUAUCGAUGGAAACGGGCUGUCAUGUCUUCCCAGCCAUUGCCCUCUCCAGCUCCGCUGUACAUUGCGCCUUUAGUCCCGACAACAGUCUGGUAGGAGUGCUCACCGAAUGCGGCCUGUUGCGCAUCUGGAAUAUUGCGUCAGCGAUGAUUAACCUGGCCGCCGGCUGCAAGGAGCUGCUCACCAAGCAUGGAGCGGUCGUUCAGUUCUCGGUGACGGAUCAGGGCAUGCCGCUGAUUGGCUUCCCCAAUGGCAACUCGUACUCGUACUCGACCAGCCUCGAGUCGUGGCUGGUGCUGGCCACCAAGGAUGCGAUCAUGUACCAUGGCAUCAGGGGCACACUGCCACGGGAUGAGGAUCUUGUGGCACGCAAAUUUCCGCUGCUCAGCAUGCAGGCCAGUAGCCAGAAUUACUUUGUUCUCGGCAGCGGCAUGGAACUGAGAAAAUUGGAGAGCUGGCAGCAGACGGCGAAAAUUCUGUUCAUUGACAAUCAAAUCAAGUUGUGCGAGGCCCUGCAAUCGGCGGAUGAGCUCAAGCACUGGCACACGAUGCAGGCCCUCCAAUUGUCCGCCUAUGGCUCGGAGAAGCGUUUGCGCACCUUCCUCGAUGAGCUGAUCUCGGCUUCGGAUACGGGCAUAGCGAUGUUCACGUCGAAGCACGAGCUGGCGCAGUGCGUGCUAGACACGUUGAAGUCGCACGGACAGUGGCGGCGCCUGCACACCGAAUACACGGAGCUCUUGAAGUUCUCUAGGAAUCAGCGCAUUGAGGAUAUCUUUGCCACGCCCGCACCGCCACAGCGACGAUCGACAUCACCCAGUCCGCCACUUGCGCCGCAGCAGCCGGUGUUCCCCAGUCCGCCAAGUGUGGCCCCAACGGUGUCACCCAGUCCACCAAGUGUGCCGCCAACGGUGUCACCCAGUCCGCCGCGUCUUCCCCAAACGGUCUCCCCUAGUCCGCCACGACUGCCCCUCCAAACGGUCUCCCCUAGUCCGCCACAACUGCCCCAAACGGUGUCAGCCGCCAUCCCACAAUCGGGCAUGGUGUUACUUGGUCAGGUUUUGUCGCCCAGUCCGGGAACAGUGUCACCCGACACCCCACAAUCGGGCACAGAGUCAUCGGGCACGCCACCUGGUCAGGUGCUCGCACAGACUGUGACAAUCAGUCCGCUGCAGACGCACUUUGUGUCAUCCAGUCCGUCACAGUCUGGCACACAGUCGCCCGACACACCACAAUCGGAAACAGAGUCGCCCCAACCGCCCAGUCCAUUAUAUCCCUAAGAUAACGGCACUAACGGCAGGGCAGGCACCGAUUUGUGUACUUUUUGCCACGGAAACGACAAGCAUUCAUCAUCAUCAUCAACAUCAUCUCCAUUAUAACUAAACGGCAGGACUCCAUUAUACCCCAAGACCAGCAAUAGCAGCUCCUCUGCUGACUGCUGACUUCCAUCUACAGAACGAUUAAGAAAUUGUACAUCUUUAUAGACUAAGAAACAUGAGGGAGAGCAGGAGAGACGCGCACCGCACGCACUCUAAUCGUGCGUGUGCCUCCAUUUUUAACCUACGUCUAAUUAUUUGUCUGUCUUUUUUUUUAAAUGCGUUUUACCAACUGUACAGUCGUCCUAGAUAGAUAGCAUAAGAUUGCUAAGUAUUAGCUAUAAUUGUAUGUUUUUAACAAUUAAAAUUAUUAAAACAAUUAGCAAACCCAAUAAAAAGAACGUCUUGAU
This is a messenger RNA of Drosophila obscura, 3715 nucleotides long. Its product is annotated as protein HIRA homolog. The record is from RefSeq and is a predicted model, not a curated record. Gene Ontology annotation, molecular function: protein binding; nucleosome binding. Gene Ontology annotation, cellular component: HIR complex; nucleus. Bases 138 to 3269 code for a protein of 1043 amino acids. Lineage: Eukaryota; Metazoa; Arthropoda; Insecta; Diptera; Drosophilidae. The transcript has 5 exons. Gene Ontology annotation, biological process: DNA-templated transcription; regulation of DNA-templated transcription; chromatin remodeling.